AGACGCUAAUCUUAUCGGGUCAGGACCCAAAUCUGCCCAUUUGGGCUGCGAAACCUACUUCGUCUCCUCCAAAUGCACGCUGGUGCCAGCGAGAGGGAAGAAGAAGAGAAAGAAGAAUACAAUGGAGAAAAUCUCUGCUGCGUGCGCCAUGAACUGGAGCAUCGAGCUCGAAAAAGGCCUGCGCUCCAACAACCCAGCUCGUCGACUCGAGGCAAUAUCCCAAAUUGGUCCCAGACUCAAUCAAUGGAGCAAAGAACCCAUCGUCACUUUCGGCGUCUCAUCCAUCUAUGGCCUCGUCCCCGGAGAAGACAGGCUCUUCGCCAACACCAUCCUCCUCCGGCUCGCCGAAGCUUUCGGCAGCGGCGAUAACGCUACAAGAAGAGGCAUUGUGAAGAUUUUCAUGGCGGAGUUGAAGAGAAUUUUGAAGGAGGGGAGAAAGUACGAUGGGAUUCUGUCGAAGGAGAGAGUGCCCAAUUACGUUGAGAUGAUUAAGAGAGUCAAGAAAGCUUUUGACGGUGGUGAUUUGGAGGCAAAGGUGCUGGCUUUGAGGCUGUUUGGUUGCUGGGUUGAUCUUGCGAAGGACAGUGUGCAGAUAAGAUAUAUGAUUUUGUUGAGUUUGCAGUCUUUGGAUGUUUCGGAGGUGAAGGCUGCAUUGUUUGCUGCUGGUUGCUUUUGUAGAUUAUCUGAGGAUUUUGCGUGUGUUGUUUUGGAGAUGUUGGUCGGUAUUAUAACAUCAGAGAAAAUAUCUUUGGAUGUGAAGCUGGGUGCAAUUCGCAUUUUCGCUAGAAUGCGAUGCUCGUCUUCUAUUGCUUAUAAAGCUUACAAGGCUGGUAAAGAGCUGAUGUUAUGUUUACAAGAAGAUGAACUGAAAGCUGAAAUGUUGUCAUCACUCUCGAAAUUGGCUUUUGGUUCGCAUAAUUUAAUUCCUCAACAGGUGGAUGUCCUAUUAUUAUCAUCUGGGAGCCAUGAAUCUCCAUCCCUUGUAAGAGAUAGAGCACUAAAAUAUUUAUACAUGCUGUUUGGUGGAGGUGCCUGCUGCUUUGCCAUUCAUGGAAAUGUGUUAACUGCAUUGAUCAAGAUCCUUGAUGAGAAAGAGCUUUCACCAAAAUUUCGUUGUAAAGUUCUACAGAUUUUACAUAAGGUAGUGUGUGGUAUUCUUCCAGAUCUGCCUUGGAUAGACAUGACUGAUCUUUUUAGUCUUGUUCUUAUUGUGAAAAAUGCUGCACAAUCUUCUCUCAAGGCAGAGAGAAUCCUUGCUCUUUAUUUCCUUGUAGAUAUGGUCUGCAUUUUAAAGAAAUUAAUACAAGCACACUUGAGUUCUUUUCCUGAAAAGUGGGAGGCCAUGUCCUUGGAAUUUCAAAGAAGUUCUGAUGAUUGUCAAGAUAGAUCCACACUUCUAGUUCGUGCUGCAAUUCAGUUAAUUAUAGAUGAGAUGAACUCUCUAAUGAAGCCGGUAAUGUUUGGCUCUGGUGUUGCUCUGCCUGAAGCAAAGCAAGAAUUCAGAAGCUUACUUAAGCUUAUUCUUCAGCUUGUUCUGGAGUAUUCUUCAUUAGCUCAUGUUAUCCUUGAUAGGCUAAGAUUUUUAAUACAAACUUGGGCUAGUGCAUGUACCACAGUUAAUACGCAAAUUGCCAACUUUUCUGGAGGACUUUCUCAAGCAGAAUGCAAUGCCUACAAGUGUGAGUAUCUUCUCGAAGCUCAUGGACCUGAUAAUGGAAAGGAGAGAUCUGUUAGUUAUGAGCUAAUACCAUGCAUUUGCAGGUUCACAAUUUCUUGCCUCAAUAUACUUGAUGAAACUGGCGCGCUAAGAAGUGAAGUAUGUCACAUAGUGAGGUCCUUACUGGAAUGCAUAAGGAAGAGUGGAUCUUGUGAUGCAUGUGAAAUGUAUUCACUUGAUAUGCAUUUAGAUAUUUUGUUCAGCAGUUGUUGGAAGACUGAAAAAAAUAUGCAGCAUUAUGAGGAAUCCAAGUUUUGUUCUGGGUCAGGCUUCUCUCACAACGUGUACUGGGUUGCUCAGGAAAAAUCUGCACUAUAUUUUACCAAAAACAUGUUAAGAGAAAGGAAGUACUGGGAAGCCUAUAGAGCUGGAAUGUAUGCUUGUCAGGAAGGCGCAUGGUUUGCAGCUGCUUUUACAUUUAGGAAAUUGAUGGACCGUGUGCAAUCAGAAUUUUUCCGUUCAUGGAUUAGAUCUCUGAUGCUUUUGGCUGGUGCAGAAAGUGAAAUUAAACUGAUUCUUUUCCCAGACGUAGGAAUUGAAAUGAUUAACAGGAUGCACACUAAACAUGAUUGUGAAAAAGCAUUUGGUAGUGUUGAACGAGGAAAAGAGUGUAAAAGGGGAGAUAUUAAUUUGCGUGCUUCUAGAGGAAGGUUCACAAAGAUUCAUAGUAGAAUCUGCUCUUCUGAGGAGAUUUUAUCAGCUUCUGAGGCUACUGAUGGUGUCUACUAUUUCCAGAGAUGGUUUUUGAGUCUCAGAAGCAAGGUCCUCAAUAUCGUUACUGAUAUGUUAAGGCUCUUUGACUCGCAUGCAUUUAAUGAAAAACGACUUGACAAAGGUCUUGAAGGAAGUAUGAAAACCCCUUUUAACCUUCAAGCUUUACAUGCCAUUACAUCUGAUUUCGUCAAUCUUUCACUUAAAUUGAAUGGUAUUGCAAAAGAAUAUGAUCUCCUUGCUGUGUCUUUCUUGGAUAUUGAUCAUAAAAGUUUUAGGAACAUCUCAAGGCAGGCUCUUAGCUGUUCUGUAUUAGCAUUCUGCACUUCCUUUGCUCUCUUCUUUUUGAACUCACCUGCCCACAAGAAUGCCUUGUCCAGCAUUCAGGGUGAUAUGGUAAAAAUUUCACAAACUAAAGUUUUGAAGGACUUAACUGAGAGGUUGUGGAAUCUGGAUGAAAAAUCUGCUACUGAACUUCAGAAGUUGAUGGCCAUACGCAGGGAAGCAGUGCAUAACAUGCAAUCCAGAACUGAAUCAAAUAACUGUGUGCUUAUUGAUAGGGUAGCUUUAUUGGUCUACAAGUGUUGCAUAGCAGGUACUCUGGACAUUCAAGAAGACUCGAAAGGAGUGAAAGAUGAAGAAGGUUUACUUAGACUUUGUUCGAAGGGAAUUCGAAUGUUGUCUGGUAUAAUUGAAAGGUGGAUCGAGGUACCUUGCUCUAUUCCAAAAUAUUUCUUCAGGAUAAGGACUUGUGUUUGUGCAGAGCUUUUCAUCUUCAAUACUGAUUCCUCAAAUCCUAACAGAUUAUCUAUUACACCAGGCUCCCAGUUGUCUUUAAAUCUCUGUCUCCAGCUGAAAAGUUCAUCACAAGUUCCUCUUGAAGGCAUUGCUAAAAUCUACUGCAUUAUUGCGGCAAGACCAUCUGACGGUCUGCUUAAUGAUGAUGGCAAACUUGGUAAACAAAAACCGUGGCGUUUCCAAGCUAGUAAAAGUGAUGAAAUACUUGAAUUGUAUGAUAUAUUAUUGCAUCACAUAAGGAUCAACACCAUGAAGGCUUCCAAUAAGCGUUCUGAUGUUGAUGAUGGUGGUUUGGUGACUUCUUUUGUUUAUUUUGAACCUAAUGAUAAGGGGCAAGGUUUUUCAACAUGUUUGUUAGAUGUUUCUGCAUUCCCUGAAGGCUCAUAUCCAAUAAAGUGGCAUAGCUGUUGUGCCGAUAAAAAAGGCCACUAUUGGAGCCUUUUACCUUCGAACCUCGGGUUGUUCUUCACAAUUAAGAAUUCAUGAUGCAGAAGUUCUUUAAAAAAGCUUCCAUCUUGUAUGUGAUGGAUUAAUAAGCUAUUCUGCCUUC
Molecule: messenger RNA, 3776 nt
Organism: Asparagus officinalis (garden asparagus)
Lineage: Eukaryota; Viridiplantae; Streptophyta; Magnoliopsida; Asparagales; Asparagaceae
Exons: 7
Coding region: 122-3712 (1196 amino acids)
Biological process (GO): snRNA 3'-end processing
Cellular component (GO): integrator complex
Source: RefSeq, a predicted model, not a curated record